AUGCGACCGCGCUCCCAAUAUUUGGCUGGCCACGCUGGCAAGCUGGCCACGCUGACUAUCUGCAGCAGCACCGAAGCAACUCACAACAUGCACGAACUCUUGAAAACACUGAACCACUGGCGGUGGCUGCAGCGCGCUGACGCGACAUUCUAUGCCGCGCGCAGUGCGGCGCUGACUCCCGCAAACGACAAACUUUCAAACAUUGGCCCAGCUACUUCACAAACUGAGGUUGAAAGCGGGAUAACUUCUUUGAAGCCGCCCCCUAGGAAAAAACGGCUGGACAACAAAAACUAGUGGCGGGCGGCGACUUAGCGGUCAGAAGGCACUGCGGCUCCGUGGCAGACUAACUGGGGCAUAGGAGGCGAACGCUGCGGCGGGCGGGGAGGCCCAGGAGGGGGAGAGACCACACUCAGAGCAAGUAGCACGUGGGCGGGUGCUGGUGGCGAGCAAGUUUGGGCGACAAAGAUAUUGGAGAGCGCGACGUGUCUGAGCGCUGCGCUAGUCCGCCAUCCCC
Molecule: messenger RNA, 514 nt
Organism: Prorocentrum cordatum
Lineage: Eukaryota; Dinophyceae; Prorocentrales; Prorocentraceae
Source: the annotation of a GenBank genome assembly